Triticum dicoccoides is the source of this 1188-nucleotide messenger RNA. RefSeq names its product putative transferase At4g12130, mitochondrial. Gene Ontology annotation, biological process: iron-sulfur cluster assembly. Gene Ontology annotation, cellular component: mitochondrial matrix. The record is from RefSeq and is a predicted model, not a curated record. The transcript has 5 exons. The annotation marks the transcript as partial. Gene Ontology annotation, molecular function: protein binding. Lineage: Eukaryota; Viridiplantae; Streptophyta; Magnoliopsida; Poales; Poaceae.
GGGGACGGGGAGGUGCUCGCGGAUGUCGACGCCGCUGAGGUCGACGAGCUGCUCGCCUGCUUCAAGAGAUAUCGGCUAAGAAGCAAGGUUGAGAUAGAUAAUGUAAGUGAGGAGUUUUUGUGCUGGCAAAGAUUUGGAAGUGAUGUCGCACAUUCUGAACCUUCCACUCAAGAACCCGAGGCUCAAUCCAUUGGAUGGGGACAAGGCAGUGACCAUGCUGCUGAGUCAUCUGCACAAGGGAACGGUCAUGGUUGGCAGUGGCUCAAAGAUCCUCGGCUUGACAUUCUUGGCUACAGAGGAAUAUUUCCAGCUGAUACAAUACCACCACUUGUUGAGGCUGACAAAGAAGCAGAUGAACGCCAUUAUUUGCUUUGGCGUAUAGAAAAUGGGGUUGCAGAAGGCUCAACUGAGAUACCAAAAGGUGAAGCAAUCCCACUCGAGUACAAUCUUGCAGGCCUGAAUGCUAUUUCAUUCGACAAGGGGUGCUAUAUUGGUCAGGAGCUGAUCGCACGCACACACCACCGUGGUGUCAUCAGGAAGCGCCUGAUACCCUUGAAGUUUGUAGAUGAAAAUGACAAAGAACUCGAGCAGGCUGUUGCUCCUGGCUCAGAUGUCGUGGACGACGCCUCUGGUAAGAAAGUGGGUACGGUAAGCACCGCUCUCGGCAGCCGUGGGAUGGGUCUGUUGCGGCUCGAAGCAGCACUGAAGGAAAACGCUAUCCUUGCCAUCAGCGACAACAGAGAUGUGAGGGUCAAGGCGAUUAAGCCAGACUGGUGGCCGGCUGAGUGGACAGAGGUCUUAGCACAGCAGAGCGCAGUCGCUUGAUCUUUUAAAUUUCCAGUACCUGACCAAAAAUUCGAGCGAAAUGAAGUAAUGAAGUUCUUCGUAGUUCAUAGAGGCAAAUCUGAAGGAUCUGGGCGCCAAUUCUUUCAUAGAGGCGCUGUGAGUAGGGGUGGAGUUUCAGACAGUUUAGCAAAGGUUACCUGACUGUGGUCUGUGGUCUCUCAGUUUCUGGGCCUAGUUUCUUGGUCUACUGUCUUAUCAAUUUCUGCACCUAGUUUCUUCCUUACUGUACUCCCUUGUGGCAAAUGAUAGAUCAAGAAUAAGCUACUGUGUACAAAUUAUACACUAAAAAUAAGUCUCCUGUUUUAGGGUUUGCCAGUUCCCAAAUGUUUUCUUUCGAACAUC